AUGUCUAAUAAACACGUUCAAAAUCUCUGGUCAAAUGCUCAAACUGACUUAUCUCGUCAUUUACAAUCAGAACUACGGGGUCCAAAAGGAUUUGAAUCAAAACAAAUUGCCAAUGAUUAUGUUCGAAAGUUAUUCUUAGAAUACAACUGGAUAUUAAAAAAGUUAGAUGAGGUUUUUUCAACAUUAGUACAUCCUCAAAAACGUCUUGUUGUUCGAAUGUUACUCGACGGAUGCGUGGGACGUCUAAUUGAACUAAAACAAGAAAUGAUUAAAUUUGAUAGUUGUGAAUAUACAUAUUUCGAAGAUAUAGCAAUCGAUCACCAUAAAACAUUGGACGAUUUAAGAGUUGAUGUGCCACAGUACUUUACACAAGAACGAUGGAAAGCUAUUGAACAACGGAAUGCAAGUAUCCAACGGAUUUUAGAUAAGACCAAAGAUUUAACAGAUAACAAUGAUAUUGAAUCAUCAAAUAUCAUAUUGUUAGCUCAAGCAGUACGUGUUCUUCAGGCACACGAACGAGCUCGACAAGCACGUGUUCAUGCUUUUUUCAUGAAAAAAAUGAAGAACGAAUUGAAAAAACCCGAAGAAAAGUUGAAGACAGAUGUGAGGGAACUCAAUGUCGCCUGUCGAAUUAUACAAACGGUUUGGCGGCAAAAACAUGCAGAAAAAUUAUUGAGUGAAAAAAAAGAUGAUGAAGCAAAAUUGUUAGGAAUGGUAUUAUUUUUAGUUUUGUAG
Messenger RNA from Didymodactylos carnosus, 735 nucleotides. The record is from the annotation of a GenBank genome assembly. NCBI's taxonomy places the organism in Eukaryota, Metazoa, Rotifera, Eurotatoria, Philodinida, Philodinidae.